AUGUCUUUUGAUUCCUUUAUUGGAAGUAAAAGACUAGCAAAAUUUUCUCCUGUUUUAAAUCUAAAUGACUUUAGGUAUAAUGCUAUAUAUGCCAAAAAUUUAAUAAAGUUAUCAUUACCAUGUAUUGAAGAAGAAACUUUGUGUAAUACUCAUCUUGUAAAUAAAAAUAUUAAUCAAAAAAAUUGUAGUAAUGAAGAUAUAAAUAUGAAAGAUGUAGAUUGUGAUGAGACACAAAGUUCUUCUGGAAGUAACAAUAUAACCGAAGAUAGAUGCCAAAGUUCAUUAGGUUGUGAAGAAAAAUUAGAUUUUGAAGACAAAUUUCGAAAUGCUGCUAAGAAACUUAUAGGAAUGACAUGCAAAAAAGCACCACCUGGAGAAAUAGAAACUAAAUAUAAAGAGCGUUUAACAAAACUUGAAGAAGAGAAACCUAACGAAUUAUUAAGUUAUAACAAACCAACGAUUGAUGAAGUUUCAAUGACAAAAUAUAAAAAUGGUUUUUUAAAUCUUAUUAGUGAUUUGAAUGGAAGUAUUCCUGCAGCAAUUACAGCUACAAAUAAUGUUAUAUUUCAUGGUAGUGAAUGUGUUAAAAAAGCUCCAGUAUAUUCAAAUGUACAAUUAUUUGGUGGAGUGUAUAAAUAUAAGGAAAAACAUUCAUAUAUAGUUUCAAACAAGAAGAUGAAAGAAUUUAGAAAAAAUAGAAAUUUUAAAACUACUUAUAUAGGAAAAACUAAAUAUUUUAAUUUUGAAGAAUAUGCUUAUGAUACGAGAACAAAUCAUUUAAUUGAUGAAAUACCUGACGAAUUAAGGUUAACUAUUAGAUUGUAUAUGCCAAAAGUUCCAAGAGACAUACGACUACCAUAUAACUUUAAUGCUGGUUAUCCUGUAAUUGAUAAAGUAUUCUUUUUUUGUGGUAAUAAUACUUUAAAACAAUUAAAAGAUAAAAUGUUAUGUUAUUGGGAUCUAGUUUGUUUAAAAAAAGAAGAAGAGGGAGAACCAAAUUAUACUGACUUUAUGAUGUACAAAGUACCAUCUUCUUUUAUUUUUAUUCAUGAUACAUUUUAUAUAGAUAAUUCAAGAAAAGAUUUAACAGAUAUUUCAAAAGAAUAUAAAGAAUUUCUGGAUAAACGUUCCAAGUUAUAUGGUAAUAGUAAAAUUGGUGAUAUGGAAAGUACCAAAUUAAAUGAUCUUAAUCUUCGUUUAGGAAUGGCGUAUGUUUAUGUUCAUAUGGGUGGGCGUUGUGAACAUAUGUUUUCUAUUUCUGAUGUUAGAAUGAUAAGCUAUAAUGAUUACCAUGAUUUAAAAACAUAUCCUAUAAAAGUUAAUCAACCACUAAGAAAAAAAAAAUGCCAUGUUUGUAGUAGUGAAGGACCAAGAUAUAUAAUUGUAGAAUGUAAUUUAAUGCCAAAAUGCCCAAAACUUAUGUGUGAAAAGUGUUACAAAACUUUCAAUUAUUCUUUUAGUAUAAGAAAUACUGAUGCAAUAGUUUAUCCUUUUGUUGAUAGAAGUCUUAUCACUUAA
This is a messenger RNA of Strongyloides ratti, 1518 nucleotides long. RefSeq names its product snRNA-activating protein complex subunit 3. The record is from RefSeq and is a predicted model, not a curated record. Gene Ontology annotation, cellular component: snRNA-activating protein complex. The coding region runs from base 1 to 1518 and encodes 505 amino acids. Gene Ontology annotation, biological process: snRNA transcription by RNA polymerase II; snRNA transcription by RNA polymerase III. Gene Ontology annotation, molecular function: core promoter sequence-specific DNA binding; RNA polymerase II cis-regulatory region sequence-specific DNA binding; RNA polymerase III type 3 promoter sequence-specific DNA binding. The transcript has 2 exons. Lineage: Eukaryota; Metazoa; Nematoda; Chromadorea; Rhabditida; Strongyloididae.